CUUUACUUUUAUCACAUGCAUCGGUUUUGUAACAUGACUCCUGCCCCACCAUUUACGCCCGAUCGAACAAUAGGUACCUAAGCUUCCACUGUCCAAAUACUAAAUACUGCACGUACCUAUAAACCUCAUAGCAUUUACCUACAUGUAUGCAUUAUCACCAUGGAGCCUACUCCCACCAUCCAUAUUCCCCGUAGCUUUGCGGUCAUCUUCGUUCUUGGACCUCCUGGCGCUGGAAAAGGAACACUCUGUACUCAUCUAGCACAAACACACAACUUGACGCACUACUCUGUCGGCGAUAGCCUCCGUGAUUGGAUGCGCCAAAACCAUGCCACAUCACUUGGAAUCCGAAUCAAAGACAAGCUCGAUAAUCAGGGGUUUCUUACAUCGGAAGAUUUGAAUCCGUUUAUUUGCCAUGCGAUAAAAGACGCCAUAUACCAAGAUGAACCAAAGUCUCGAGGCAUUCUAGUCGAUGGAUUCCCGCGAUGUAUAGAGCAACUAGAAUCAUUUAACACGUGGCCGUUCCAGGACGAAUUGCCACUUUCUCCAAGAAGUGAUGGUCGGGUGAGAGUAAACGCAAAACCGGAUAUCGUGCUAUGUUUCCAAGUUACCAAGCAGAAUGCGGAAGCAAGAUAUCUAGCCCGAGGGCGAGAUAGCAAUGACAGUAAGGAAAAGUUCGAGAGGCGUUUCGUAGAAUAUGAGGCGGAGACUAUGGAAGUUGAGGAGGUGUAUCGACAACGUGGCAUCUUGAUCGACAUUGAUGCGAAUGGAACGAAGGAACAGAACGUUAAGGAGUUGACAAAGAAGCUUGAAGAAGGUGGGCUAUGGCAGAAAAUUAUUGUUGAAGAAAGUUCAACACGUUUUCUUGUGUAAGAGGCACAAGAAAUGGAAACAUCACUAGUUUAGUGUGUUAUUACCUCACUCCAGCCAAAAGUCUCUUUCUAGAGCACCUAUUCGCGAAUAUCAAGCGUACCUAUGAACCCAUAUUUAGAAAGACUAUA
Messenger RNA from Daldinia decipiens, 998 nucleotides. Its product is annotated as P-loop containing nucleoside triphosphate hydrolase protein. The transcript is spliced from 4 exons. Gene Ontology annotation, molecular function: ATP binding; AMP kinase activity. Lineage: Eukaryota; Fungi; Ascomycota; Sordariomycetes; Xylariales; Hypoxylaceae. Bases 160 to 870 code for a protein of 236 amino acids. Gene Ontology annotation, cellular component: cytoplasm. Gene Ontology annotation, biological process: nucleobase-containing compound metabolic process. The record is from RefSeq and is a predicted model, not a curated record.